Messenger RNA from Rhododendron vialii, 2353 nucleotides. Its product is annotated as cytochrome P450 94A1-like. Gene Ontology annotation, molecular function: heme binding; monooxygenase activity; oxidoreductase activity, acting on paired donors, with incorporation or reduction of molecular oxygen. The transcript is spliced from 3 exons. The record is from RefSeq and is a predicted model, not a curated record. NCBI's taxonomy places the organism in Eukaryota, Viridiplantae, Streptophyta, Magnoliopsida, Ericales, Ericaceae. The coding region runs from base 293 to 1906 and encodes 537 amino acids.
UAGCUCAAUUGGUUUAUAGUCUAUCUGUAUUUGAAUAUGAGUACUACAAUACUUGAAUUGAUACAUUAAAUACACAAGUUAGGCGUAUCAUCUCAAUCAGUUUGACUUCUUCAUUUGUUCUUAGAAAUCCUAAUUCUAAUGCUGUUGAUCACUCCCAAAUCAGUACAAGAACCAUAGUUGGCCAUUCCACCACCACCACCACAAUUCCUUUCUCCGUCCUCCAUCUUCUUCCAUUUCCUCUCUCAACAUCCACCACCUGACCACCACCACCCACAAACCAAAAACCCCAAAAAUGCCAGAGUACCUCACCCCUUCUCUCCCCCUCCUUCCCCUCCCCCUCCUGAGCCUCCUGGCCCUCCUCUCUCUCCUCCUCCUCUACUUCCUCUCCCACACCACCACCACCACCACCAAAAGAAACCCAUGCCCCGAAUCCCACCCCAUCCUCGGCAACCUCCUCUCCUUCUUCCGCAACCGCCACCGCUUCCACGACUGGGUCACCCACCUCCUCUCCACCACCACCACCACCAUCCAAGUCAACGGCCUCCUCGGCCUCUCCCACGGCGUCUGCACCGCCGACCCCGCCGUCGUCGACCACCUCCUCCGCUCCAACUUCGCCAACUACGUCAAGGGCUCCCGGUUCAGCUCCGUCCUCCACGAGCUCCUCGGCCUCGGCAUCUUCAACGUCGACGCCCACCUCUGGACGGCCCAGCGCAAGAUUGCCAGCCACGAGUUCAACACCAAGUCGCUCAAGCAGUUCGUGUCCGAUACGGUUCAGUCACAUCUCUCACACCGGUUGAUUCCGGUUCUCUCGGAGGCGUGCGAUGGUGGGCUAACCGUCGAUUUGCAAGAAGUUUUCCGAAGGUUUGCUUUCGACAAUGUGUGUAAUGUAGCGUUUGGUGUGGACCCCGGAUGGCUAGACACAAACAGGACGAAGACUGCCAGUAAUUCGGUGAAUGCGUCAUUCGUUCAGGCAUUUGAUUAUGCAGUGGAGCUAACUUCAGACAGGUUCAUGACACCUGUGCCUGCGGUGUGGAAGAUUAAGAGGUUUCUCAACAUUGGGAGCGAGAGAAAAUUCAAAGAAGCUAUUGCUGUCAUCGAUGAUUUUGCUAUGAAUAUGAUCAUAUCAAAAGAGAGAGAAUACGAUCAGAUCAAAGAAGAUAAAGUUCAGGACCACAGCCAAGAUUUGCUAUCAAGAUUUAUGUCUUCAACCUCGAGUUUUGGAUUUCGUGAUCAAGAUGAGAGGAGGAAGUUCCUGAGAGACAUUGUGAUAAGCUUCAUUCUAGCAGGUAAGGAUUCGACCUCAACAGCAUUGACUUGGUUCUUUUGGUUGAUUGCCGGCCACUCUCAGUGUGAGCGACUGAUCUAUGGCGAGUUAGCAGCAGCAGUUAAAGCAUCGCCGGCAGGUUUGCCUACUGAUUUCAGUUAUGAUGAACUGAAGAAGCUAAAUUACUUGCAUGCUGCGUUAUCAGAGUCACUCCGGCUGUUUCCACCGGUGCCAAUCAAUUCUAGAUUGGCUCUGGCGGAUGAUAUUUUACCUGAUGGGACCUACGUGGGCAAGGGGUGGUAUGCCGAUUACUCAGCUUAUGCAAUGGCUAGGAUGGAGAAGCUGUGGGGACCAGAUUGCAGGGAGUUCAAGCCGGAGAGAUGGUUGAACAUUGAUGGGGUUUUUCAGCCAUCGGAUCAGUUCAAGUUUCCCGUGUUCCAUAGUGGACCUAGAAUGUGUUUAGGGAAGGAUAUGGCUUAUUUGCAGAUGAAGUCUAUUGCUGCGGCUGUGAUGUAUGAGUUUGAGAUUGAGGUCGUUGAUGGAGGUGGUGAUACACGGAAGAUGAUAGACCCGCCUUACACGUUGUCUCUUCUACUAAAGAUGAGAGGGGGGUUGCCUGUUCGGAUGAAGAGGAGGCCAUAGCCCAACCACCACCCUUCUGUUGGUCGAUGGCUCGAUGCCAAGUUAACUCGUUAGAGACUUUCCUGUAAGAUAACGACAGCACUGCAUGCUUCACAAAUUCGCGAACACUUAACGCGCGAUAGUGUGUCCCAUAUUUACCUAUUCCUACCAGUUAAGACAUGCUUUAGCAAGCGUUUUUAAUCAGCGCACUGGAGAUGCUCUUAGGGAGUAGAAAUAUCGCUGUCACGUAAAAUGUCAUAUAGGAUAAGCAAAUGUUGUGCUCUGUCAUUUGGUCCCCACCCUAGUUCUUUCAAUGUUCUUAAGUUAUGUGAUGUAAGAGGUCCUUUUGUCAAUGUGAUGAGAUAUUGGAACCCCAGUCCUGUAUGCUAUGCAUCUUGUGACCUAACAAUGUGAGUAUGUCUGUGCUGCAAUAUUUCUAUUAAAUAAGACGGCAUCGUUUUUCCGAUA